UUGAGACUGACAGUCACUCACACUUGGCCUAUAGUGUUUGGAGUCAGCGAACGUCUCUACUUCCAAGUCUUCUGUUCACUUGGAUCUCUUAUCUACAUCAAUAUGACCAUAAGUAUCGCUCUGAUCUGGGCAGUGGUUGUGGGACUCUGCUGCCUUCUCUGGCUGGCUGUUGGGAUCCGCCGCAGACUACCUGGUGAGCCUUUCGUUGAAAAUGGCUUCAUCCCUUAUCUCGGUUGUGCUCUACAAUUUGGUGCCAAUCCUCUCCAGUUCCUCCGCAGCCGACAGAAGAAAUAUGGCCACAUUUUCACCUGCAAGAUUGCAGGGCAGUACAUACAUUUCCUGUGUGAUCCCUUCUCUUACCACUCAGUCAUCAGACAAGGCCGACACUUGGACUGGAGGAAGUUCCACUUUGCUACAUCAGUGAAGGCCUUUGGACAUGACAGCUUUGACCCUCGCCAUGGUCACACCACAGAAAACCUCCAUCAAACCUUCCUGAAGACCCUGCAGGGUGAGGCCUUGCCCUCCCUCAUAGAGUCCAUGAUGGGUCAUCUCCAAGAUGUGAUGCUUCAGUCUGACACUCUAAAUCCUAGCAAAGAGUGGGAAGUGGAUGGCAUCUUUGCUUUCAGCUACAAGGUAAUGUUUGAGUCUGGAUACCUGACUCUGUUUGGCAAAGACCUUGGGGAUGAUAAGAGUCAUGCACGGCAGGCGGCUCAGAAAGCUUUGGUCCUAAAUGCGUUGGAGAAUUUCAAGGAGUUUGACAAGAUCUUUCCAGCACUGGUCGCUGGACUUCCCAUCCACGUCUUCAAAAGUGCCUAUUGUGCCAGAGAGAAUCUCGCAAAGACAAUGAAUCCUGAGAAUUUGUCAAAGAGGCAGAACGUGUCGGAUUUGAUCUCCAUGCGCAUCAUUCUAAACGAUUCCUUGUCUACGUUCAACGACCUGAGCAAGGCCAGAACACAUGUUGCUCUGCUCUGGGCCUCGCAGGCCAACACCCUACCUGCAACCUUCUGGAGUCUUCUCUACAUGAUCAGGAGUCCGGAUGCCAUGCAAGCAGCCAAAGAAGAAGUGAAAAAAGUAUUAGACGGUGUAAAAGUAGAUCCCAAUGGACCCAAGCUCAGCCUUUCUCGAGACCAGCUGGACAACAUGCCAGUUUUAGACAGCAUCAUAAGGGAGGCCAUGCGUCUUUCCAGUGCCUCAUUAAACAUACGUGUUGCCAAAGAAGACUUUCUGCUACAUCUUGACAACCACGAGGCCUACAGAAUAAGAAAAGAUGAUGUUAUUGCACUGUAUCCGCCAAUGUUGCACUAUGACCCAGAGAUCUUUGAGGACCCCUAUGAGUACAAGUUUGACCGUUUCCUGGAUGAGAAGGGUCAGGAGAAAACCACUUUCUUCCGUGGUGGGCGAAGACUACGCUAUGUCUGCAUGCCAUUUGGCUCAGGUGUCACCAAAUGUCCAGGCAGGUUUUUUGCCAUCUAUGAAAUCAAACAGUUUCUGACUUUGGUCCUGGCCUACUUUGACAUGGAGCUACUUGACCCUGCUGUCAAGGUCCCACCUCUUGACCAGUCACGCGCCGGGCUAGGAAUCCUGCAGCCUACCUAUGAUGUGGACUUCCGAUAUAAGCUCAAAUCAAACUUCUGAACUUUCAAAGAUGAUGUACAUAUUGUACAUAGUUUAUAUUUAUAUUCCCUGUAUAUGUACAUAUUUUAAUUGUGAGGAGCAUUUCACUUUCACUUGGUAUUUUUUGCAGGUCCAUAAUUUCAAUAAAUAAUGUUUGUUGUCAAGACAAAUGACCCCCGAAAUCCCAAUAGAAUAUUGGUAGACCUCGAAAACUGAAAAUAUUGUGAAAGAUGCUGUUGUCUUAUUGUGCAGAGUUCAGAAUAGAAUCUGAAUAUCUAUCAUGCUAUGGUCAGUCUUGAUGAGUUCACCACCACUAUCUGUGAAAAAAAGUUAUUACUUUUUUACAUCUUAAUACUAUUUGAAAAGAUAAUACUACACAUUUGCCAGUUUAUUUGGCUCAUUGGAAGCAUAUUUUUGUUUGAUGAUUUCCGGGUUCCUUCAAACAUCCUUCUGUCAUUUGUGAACAAGAGGCCAAACUGCUUUCCCGAUUUUGAAUGAGUAUUCUAUCUUUUUUUGAUUUCUGACAUGAAUGUGUUGAUCUAAAACAUCAGAUUUGGUGGUCUUAGCUGGAUGAAGGACCACCUUUCCUGCAAAAAUCUGAGAUUUAACCCUCACUAUUAAUCCCUUGCCUUGUUCAUAAAUAUUAUGAACCAGUUAGACGUAUUAUGCGGACCUGAAUCUGACCAUAUACUGGUCCACCCACUACCCAAUAUUCCUGGAGCACUUUCCUCAAGAACCCCAGAGGAACAUGGGCCAAUGCUUUCAAAUUCAACAGAACCAAUGCAAACAGUUGGGCAAACUCCCAUUCACUCACUGGGAGUGAAGAGCUGAUCAACCAUUCUACAGAAAUCUGUCAACUGAGGUACUGCUGCACCACCAAAAGCCUUGAAUGUGGAUCUCACUUACUGUAGCCCCACCGACAGGUCACCAACAGGCUUUAAUUGUCUAAAUAACAACAUGUUGAAUGUCACAAUAAGAUGACCAAUGAUAUCGGACUUUUCUUUAAGGAUGCCAAGGCAAUAAUUUUAAAUGAAUGUGCUCUUUAUUCUGAAACCAGAUAAUAUGGAGUAACCGGCAAUUUCCCCAUCCAAACUAUGUAUUUGCUUUUCAUGGUUUUUAAUCACUUGAUGAUUGUGUAUGAUUCUCGUGUUUGACUUGAUAGACAACAUAAUUCUUUAACAUUGAUCCUUUGUGGCCAGAUAUGGUGUUGGCUGACCUCAGAGUUUGCUCUGACAGAUUGGCGUUGGCCAACAUCUACUUUUAUCAGAUAACGUCGCCAUGACGUUCAUGAUAAGUUGUAUGACAAUGCUUAUCUCAUUAUACCACCUUGAUCAUUUCCAAUUUGUUCAAAAACAAAUAAAUACAAUAUAAAUUUG
Molecule: messenger RNA, 2990 nt
Organism: Synchiropus splendidus (mandarinfish)
Lineage: Eukaryota; Metazoa; Chordata; Actinopteri; Syngnathiformes; Callionymidae
Gene: cyp7a1
Product: cytochrome P450 7A1
Exons: 8
Coding region: 103-1635 (510 amino acids)
Biological process (GO): cholesterol homeostasis; bile acid biosynthetic process
Molecular function (GO): steroid hydroxylase activity; oxidoreductase activity, acting on paired donors, with incorporation or reduction of molecular oxygen; iron ion binding
Source: RefSeq, a predicted model, not a curated record